CCGCGAGUGCCGUAAUUCACCUCAUCCUGGCCGAAACGGGCGGGGAUGGUACGGGAGUGGAAGCAUAAAAGUUACAUUUAAUUUCGUGAUAGCGGAUUGAAAACCUGGUUCUUCUCUGCAUUGUAUGUGUGCGUGUGUUUGUGCGAAUCCAUUUUCCAUCAACGAAACCACUCGCGCACACAUUUCCACGCGAUAGCAGACUCCGCGGUGAAGUGAAGAAACGCGAAAACGACCGAACCAGUUCCUGGAACCAUCAAACAGCAUUCCAUAAUGGAGCGCUUAUUCCAUCCGGAUUCACUUCAUCUGCCUAAUUGGCUGUUUCUGGGAGUGUUCGUUCGCCGUACCGGAGUGCACGUUUUACCGCGCUAAUUUCUGUCACCGCCGUGUACCGCUCAACGUCUGGAGGAAAUGUAAAGUGAUUCGCGAGAAACGAGCUAGCCAUAAAACAUGCAGUGAUAAGUGAAGCAACGAGGAGAAAGAAAAAAACCAAAGGAAUCGCAUUCGUCUGUCGCUUCGUUAAUUAGUCUGUUCCUUGGCUGUGUGGUCGCUGAUGCUCCGGCUUACUCGUUUCACUCGAGACAUCGCUUGCGGUGGUAUUUGGUGCGGUGAUUGAAAGCGCCUACUUCUUCGUGGAGUAACUCCCAACGCAUCAAGCACUGGGGCAGCUCCGUGGUCCACCAACCGACCAACGAGCAGGUUGGUGGAAAACUCACAAAAGACCAAACGCGUGCUACCGACGGAUGUCACGGUCCCGAUGCUGCCGCUCCUGCUGGUGUUUGGUGCGGUGAACGGUUAGCGGUGAGGGAACAGGAGGAGCGGUGUGUUGGUUGUGGUGAACGCGGUACAGUGCCUUGAGGCUAUGCUAUGCACGCUCGUGGCGGUUCGCAAUGGCAAAGUCGCAGAAAAGCUUCGCUCGGUCCGCUCCGGCGGGCCCAUCCGGCGUCCGGUGCCACCUGGAACGUGCAGGUGGUCCGGGGCAAGAUGACUUCCCGGUGCCUCUGGCAUGCCUGCCGUGCCCUCGUCCUCGGCAUGGUGCUCAUGGCUGUCGGUGGAGGCAUGGCCACGGUUGGAUAUUAUGCCAACAACUUUCCGUCACUGUCGGACCUACGGAGCAACAGCAGCACGUCGACGAUACGCGUGAAAAAUGAACACCGGGGACUGCAUCUCAACAAUCUGUCCUACGUCGGUCCAAUCAUCAUGGGAGUCGGUGGUUUCAUCGUAGUAGCCUCAUGCGUGAUGACGUUUGAAGCGCGCGACUCGGCGGCCAAGGUAGUGCCGGCCCGGUUUAAACUAAGCAGCCAAUCGAACCGGAACCCAAGCCGACAGAACACAUCCCGACGCUCUACAGGAGUCGGGAAUGGAACGGGACCGGGUCUGAUCACGGCAGCGCAGACAGCCCGCUGGGAGCAACAUCUCGGCGUUUUCCGGACAUCGCCAGCGACGGAGCAGGUCCCGGACCGCAAGGCACUCACCGCCGCGCUAGUGCACUUCUCGAAAGCCUUAGGGACACCGAAAUCGUCGCCCCAGCAGCGCCGACCGAGCGAAGGUGCGAACCGCCGGGUGUCACGGAGCGGUUCCGUGCCCAAUUUGUACGGCGACAAGCUAAGCGUUCCGUCGCUCGCCAGCGGUUCACCGGCGAACAAUAUCCGCUCGGAGUUGCUCGGUGGUUCCGGGCAGCAUCGGCAACAUCACCAUCACCAUCAGCAGCAGCACCAGCACCAGCAGCAUCCGCAUCAUCGUGGUACGCGAGUAAGCAGCAUGGUGCAGAGAUCAACGCGGGGUGAGGUCGCUGGCAGCGGUGGACUGCUGCACCCCGGAAUGCUACAGUUCCACCGGCAUGCCCUGUCGGUCGAUGAACCGGAUCCUUUCGUACGGACGCUCCAUCAAGCCGGUUCCCAUGGUUCGGUGCAGUACGGAUGCAGCGGUGGAGAGAUCGUGCCGGUGCAUAAGCUACGAGAGCAGCGCACCAAACGAUCCGAUACGGCACGCCGGCACGUCCUUUCGCGUCAAACGAAAAUCGAGAAGGACGAACUGGUGCUCGGUGGGGGAAGUCCGAAGCAGGCCACGCAUCACCAUCAUCACCAGCAGCAGCAGCAGCAGCAGCAACCACCUGCGGCCAUCAGCCGACGUGCCUCGACCGUAUCGAAUGCGUCAGUUGGCUCGAAGCAGCUUAACCGCGGCAGCCGACGUGCCUCAACCAUCUCGAAGACGCCAAGUGUCGACUCCCGCGGUGCACCGUCGACGCUCGAGAUUAACAGCCCGGAACGGUCCGUCGGUUUGACGCCACGGAAAGGAGGUGGUGGUGCUGGUACUGGGGGUAGUGCAAUCAUCUCCACCCCAUCCGUCGACCGGGAGUGUCGGAGCCAGCUCUCGAUCUGCUCGGAACCGGCCCAGCUCAGUCAACGCAAUCUUUCCUGUCAAUCGAGCUUGGAACCGUGCGUGCCCGAAGAGGACAGCCCCGAUCACGACGAGUCAACGGAACCGGUCUCCGUCGUUAACCAGCCACUCCGACCGGACUCACUCGUUCUGGCGGCCGGUGACACCACGGAACACGCCCCAGCCCAGCCACAGAACCGCUUCCUGUAUCGGAGCAACUCAACGAAGAGCUUCCGCAAACCGAAACCAAAGAUUGCGGCCAAAAAGCGUAGCAACGAGUACGAUCAGAUCUACGUCAUCGGGGCGGGCACCAGCGUUACCGGUAAUAAUCGGUUUCCCAACUUCUAUCACCACCGGGACGAUGACCAUUACGAUUCGAUCGAGGUGAUCCACGAGCGGCGCAGCAAAAACUUUAGCAAAUUCUCGGACAAUCCGGUGACAGCGACGAACACGGAGGCGUCAGCGGUGCCACUGACCUCCGAGGGACCGGUAGGAACGGCCGAUGUGACCACGGAAUCGCCCACCGUGAUCACCGAUUCGUCGGGUGAGUACCGGAAGGUGGGUUCAAACACGAUUAGUGUCGUGGCCGACAUAUCACCGGUACCGGUAUCACCGCACGAGAAGCAGCAGGAGCAGGACACCGGGACAGCAUCCUGCGUACCACCGGAUCCGGGUGGAAAGGAACCGGAAGUGGCGCGUGAUGAAGGAAAUGAAUCAAAGACCACCGGACAGCAACAGCAGCAGCAGGAGCAGGAAGAGAAUGUGCCACUAGAGCGGUGCGAGGUUAUGAAGCAGGAUUAGAAAAGAGGAAAGCGCAGGGAAUGGUACGGAGAACGGGUGGUGUGAUGUUGUGAUUCCCAGGAUGCUAUGCCGGAAUGUGUUACUGCCGAACACGUUUCCCCGAACACUUGGUGUCAGUAUUCUGCAAGUGUCAGCGGAAACUGGUUGGAAUGUGAUAUCCUUUGACCUAGGUGCGGCUGUGGCGCUGUGUGCUGUGUGCGAAUGUUUGUUUGUGUUGAAGAAGAAUUGAACCAAAAGCCAAGAUUGGCGUCCUUUGCCAACUGUUUGGAGCUGGAACGUGAAGGAAUCAGCAAAAGAAAGCCCUUCUUCCGAACAAUGCUUUCGGUUAUGGUUCCAUCUCGAUGCAUUAGUAACCCCGAGGUGCACUGAUUCACCACUCGUUCGCUCUAUUCUCUUGACUGGGACAGGAAGGGCGUUUUCCACCUGCAUUUCCACACUUUUACAUGACCGGUCGCUUCAUUUUCCGGUUCAUGUUCGAAGACAACCAGAAAGUUCUGCUGACAGCGGCGUAAUGCGAUUCGUGUCGCUGUCCUUUUGUGUCCCUUUUAUGGUCCGCCUUUUUUUGGUGCAAUUUAAAGCUCAUCGAAGUGUACGCCCGAAAGUCAGAAUGAUUCAGGAGCUCUCUCUCUCUCUCUCUCUCUCUCUCUUUCAAGUACCUGGGACAAUGUUACGGAAAGCUGAAAAGCUGUUCUAACCGGCAUCAGCAAACAGAUGGAUCCUUCAAUUCAAUAAUGGAAUUUACUUUCAUCCCAGUGUCUCUCUGCUCGUUCUACUGUGUUUGUCCGGAACAUGCCUUGACAUGAAGCUGCAGCACACCAGCAGAAGCCCCAAAAGGGGAUCUAGCCCCGAACAACGAACAUCGUUGUGGUCGUUAAAAGUAUUCGCCAACUAUCGGUGACACCGGUUGUCCCCUCACCGGACCUGAAAACACUCGGAACAAGUGAAACUUUUUGGCCACAAACUGAGGGCACAUGCCAUGGCCAUGGUCACCAAACUACUAUCAGGAAAUAGAGGGUGAGGUCCGAUGCCGGAAAGUAAAACGUAAGCCGAUAUCUCGUCGACAUCGUCGGUGUGGUUUGCCUAUCCGGCAAGCGAUCUCAUGGCCCUGGUGAAGGAUGAUGAUGCUGACCGCAACAAAUUAAAAAUGAAGUUGUCUCCGGGGGGAGGAGCUUGGCAUGAAGUUGACCCUUGAGCUUUAUAAUCUCUCAAAGGGAGUGCCCUUCGACAAUGAAUUUUAAUGAUGUGCGAUCCUUUAGGUGGUUCCAGCACACUCUAUGCACUGCAGAAGAUAACGCAGAUCGUUCAAUUGUUAUUUUUGUGCUUUUUUUAUGCUUCUUCAAGUUUCUUCCUUUAAAGGGGGCUUCGGUAAUUUCUUACCAAAACAAGGAUCAUUUUUGACGAUUUUUGUGACGUAACCAUUCAACUUUAUUCUUUCAAGCGUACGUCAUAUUAAACUGUAACUUUUGAAGAAUAUUUGGUUCUAUUUUGGGGAAGAUUGAUUAAAAACAUCAUCUAUGGGAUCAAAUUUCUGAUGGUUUUGUCUGCGGAAAGAUACUUUUUACGGUGCCCAUCGUAGCUGCGUGAUGAGUCAUCAGAAGAAUACAAAUCGCUUCUCGUUUGAAAGAUUAUAAGUUUAUCCAGGAGGUCUCGUCAAGUUUUUGUUUGAUUUUCCUAUUUUUCGAUUUUUGGCAGAUUUUUAAAGUUGAAUAAGUCAUACUUUUUGUCAUUUUCCCUAUAAACACGAUUUUUAAACAUUUGUUUAAAAAAAAGUAUCAACAAUUUUCAUGAAAUCUCAACGAGACUACCUGGCAAAGAGUGUACAGAUUAUGUGUUAAAAAUUUCAAAUCGGCACCGAUCGAGCAGUUUUUGAAAACGUUGGUUUUGGGAAACGCUCUUCAAAGAAGCGCGCUGCAUUGAGCCUUGUAUGAAACGCGGAUUUUCAAACAUCUGUAACUUGGUCAGUUUUGCUUCGAUUGAUCCAAAAAAAAAUACACAAUGUUCUUGAAAGGAUCAGCAUUCAUGGAAAAAUGUUAAAAAUAUGUAUCACAAAAAAAUUAAUACCGCAGCCCCCGCUUAAUUUCUAAAGCAAAUCCUCAUAAACCGUUCACUCCGUGACAGUAGAGGCAUCGGAAUGGUUACGCAAAGCAAAUACUUUCACACGCGCCACAGCCACAGCACUGGAUUUCGUUUCGCCAGUCCCAGUGCUCGCUAGCUCUCUAGACAACAAUGAAAAUGUCAAUUACUUGCGUUUCGCUUGAACGAGCGACCACCGAAACCGAGCAAAGCGGCAUCUAAGCUUAUGUUGGCCCGGAACAUAAUCGAACCGGCAGCCAGGCAGCCCGGCAGAAUGAUUAUGCAGGAAGCGAACUGGCUGGAAGCACCUUGUUGGAAGCACCCUCAAAAGAACCCUCGAUUGGGUAAAAAUUGGCCUAUCCAAAUGGUGGUGAAAUCGAAAUUGUGUGCCCUUCGGGCUCGAUGUUAUCAGUGCGCCAGGUCCAUACGGUUCGUAUCCGCUGGAGAGAGGGGGUUCCACCUGAACCUUCGGUCUGUUUGGCCUGGAAGCAAACAGAAUGUACGCUAGGGACCCCGGUGCCAGCCGAGCCAGCCAGUCAGGGGCUAAUAAAUUCAAUAUCUAACGAAUGUUUACCGCCACGGUGCCGCCAAUAUAGCAGAUAGUAGACUCACACAAACACAUACAAACACAGAAGAAAGGAGGAACCGUGGAGAUCGAGAAAAAUCCCGGAUAAGCGCCCGUAGGUCGAGCGAGCAAUCGUUGUGCCAUUGCUAUCGAUUGGAUUACGGAAGAUGGGGGCAAAAAAAAGGCGAACAGAAGAUGCCUUUUCAAGACCACCGUUGUCGUCUGCGUCUGCUGCUGCUUGUCACCAAACUAAUGAGAAAUCGAGGCGACGCCACAUGGGUGCGACGAAGGCUGAUAAGGAAACUCCACUCCGGUGACACUGUAACUGCAGUUUAAUGUUUGUUGUGGCAGCGUUCUCGGUACGCUACUGCGUUAACAAUCGGUAGAUUUAGUGAAAAGAACGAAACCAAAGUUAUGAAACGGUUUCCUAUGCUCGAUGCCCUCGUUUUCAUAAGAAGAUUAGGGCGGAUAGCGCAAAGUGAAGAAGAAGGUGCAGGUGCAAAAACGUGCAGAAAGGAAUUGAAUUCAAACGACUGUUGAGCGAAAAGGGCGGCGGUGUGAGGUUACUCGUAGCCGACGAUUUGAUUAUUUAUACGAAUACGAUCACAGCACAGCGAAGUGAGAAUUAUGCUAUACGACAUCGUAAAACGCGUCAUCAACUACUACUACUUCACCUCAUCAUCAUCAUCAUCAUCCACAUCGAGGUACAUCGAGUUGGCAGGUUGUCGCGUUGACGCGCUUACCGUCGCCCAUAGCAACAUACCAUAGCGUAGCACACCGUCACAUACCUUAGGCCACCCAAACCAGCAGCAACCUAUCCUAUCCCCUAGCAACCCCGUAGCGGUAUCUCACGAGAAUGUUUGCUAGAUCGUCGGUGUCUAUUCGUUUGUUAAAAGAAGCAGAAAAAACUAACAAACAGGAACACAACCUUUAUACAACCACGAUGGGCUGCUGCUGUUGCUGCUGAGCGAAGAAAGCAAACAAAAAGAAAACACAAAAGACUAGUUAAAGUCAAUCGAUAUUAGAUGUGAUUGUGUGUGAGUGUGUAGCAAAACGAGCUUCAAAAUGUAUUUGUUGUUUGUUACGAAGCGUGGUAGUGGCUUGUGCGAGCGCGGUGCAAGCAGGCCGAAGGUCAGCAAAUUCAAAUCUCCCCAUUUUCCCUCCAACAAACCCCACCAUACUUCACACACCGACACCUAACAGUGGCCAACGAAUUGUCCUCUUGAGACGAUGUUAAACAUUAUGAGUUCCGACACCUACCGGGCGAUGAAGUAGCAUCCCUCUGCACCUCACAAGUAUGUUGACCAAUAUGUUACAAAACUUUAUCGCCAACACUACCACACUAUAAACACACAGAAACAAACACAGUUCACACCCAUGUUCCUCCUCCUCCUCCAAAUGUGCCAAAGCAAUUGUUGUUGAAGCAUUCUCCAGUGUGCUCCAGAGUUUAUGGAAAAGCGUGUGCCGAAAGCGAACCUCUCUACGGACCCCUCCUUUCCCCGCUCGACGGUCAGUGGCGAGCCCCUCGCUUACACUUCGCCGGCCAAGAAAGUAA
Molecule: messenger RNA, 7370 nt
Organism: Anopheles aquasalis
Lineage: Eukaryota; Metazoa; Arthropoda; Insecta; Diptera; Culicidae
Source: RefSeq, a predicted model, not a curated record